AUGAAGACCUCUCCCCUCCUGGGCCUCUGCCUGCCCCCUGAAGAGGAGGCAGCUUUGUUGGGUGCCAGCGGGAGCACCCACUCCAUCCCAAGCCAGGCUCCUCCCGCUCUGCAGUUCCCUGACCGGAAAUACCCAGAUGCCUUCCUGGGUGCCCAGCAAGCCCAGGAGGACCAGACGCUCCUCGGGAACCAGAAGCAGCCUGGCCUGGCGGUGGCUGCCCCACCUUCACUGCUGAGGACCAUGCCUGUCAAACCCUGGGGCUUCUGGAUUCUCUGCUUCUUCAGGCUUGUGGCCAGUGUAAGCUGCCAGAGGGAGUGGGACGGUCUGCUUUGCUGGCCAGCCAUGGGGGCUGGUGCUUCGGUCUCCCUGCCCUGCCCAGACUUCUUCUCUCUCUUUAGCCCCAAGCCAGGGACGGUGAGGAGAGACUGCACUGUCCUGGGCUGGUCAGACCCUUCCCCGCCAUACAUGGAGGCGUGCCCGGUGGAGCUGGAGUCCCUCACCAAGGAGAAAGCCUACUUCUCCACCGUAAAGGUCGUCUACACAGUAGGUUACAGCAUCUCCCUGGCUUCCCUCCUCAUAGCCAGCACGAUCCUGACGACACUCAGGAGGCUCCGCUGCCCCAGGAAUUACAUCCAUGUCCAGCUCUUCUGCACCUUCAUCUUCAAAGCUGUGGCUGUAUUCCUCAAGGAUGCCACUGUGCUCCAAGGCGAGGAUGAGGUUGACCACUGCACCUUCUCUACGACUGGCUGCAAGCUCUCCGUGGCCUUCUCCUACUACGCCACCAUGACCAACUUCACCUGGCUCCUGGUCGAGGCCCUCUACCUGACCUGUCUCCUGGCCACGUCCUUCCCCAAUGGCACCAGAUAUUUCUGGUGGCUUGUUCUUGGGGGCUGGGGGUUCCCCACGUUGUUCAUUCUCGUCUGGAUCUGCUUCAAGUUGGCUUUUGAAGACAGAGUGUGCUGGGACAUGAAUGAAGACUCUCCCUUCUGGUGGAUCAUCAAAGGGCCCAUCGUCCUUUCAGUUGGGGUCACCUUCGGGCUCUUCCUCAACAUCAUCCGCAUCUUGCUCAAGAAGUUGGACCCUGGACAGAACAACUUCCACAGCCACGCCCAGUACCGGCGCCUCUCCAAGGCCACGUUGCUCCUGAUCCCCCUGUUUGGAACUCACUACAUCCUCUUUAACUUCCUCCCGGACAGCGCCGGUGUGGACCUCCGCCUCUGCCUCGAGCUGGGCUUCGGCUCCUUCCAGCGCUUGGUGCAUGAGCCCGGGCGCCAAGGCCAAGGGUGGCACAGCGCUUGGUGCAUGAGCCCGGGCGCCAAGGCCAAGGGUGGCACAGGGGCCGUGGCAUUCGAAGGGGGCCGAAAAACUCAUCUGGUGACGCUGGCCAGGCAAUGCGGGUGGCAUGCCCGCAGUCUGCUCCCCCUCCACUUCCACGGAGGGAGCUGCCAUCUGGGCCCAUGCUUCGUCCGUGUGAAGCCCGAGCCUCUGGCUUCGAGAGGACCAGACUCCGAGUGCGAGGAAGGGGCUCGGGAUGGAGCUCAGCCCUGCUUCCCAGAAGGGCCAGACCGGGUCCCCCCUCCAGCAGUGCUCCUGAGGGUCCUUAUUCGGCCUUUUUUGGUCAUCCUUGCCCGCUGA
This is a messenger RNA of Gracilinanus agilis (Agile Gracile Mouse Opossum), 1635 nucleotides long. It is a transcript of the gene GHRHR, whose product is annotated as growth hormone releasing hormone receptor. Gene Ontology annotation, biological process: cell surface receptor signaling pathway; adenylate cyclase-activating G protein-coupled receptor signaling pathway; positive regulation of cell population proliferation. Gene Ontology annotation, molecular function: peptide hormone binding; growth factor binding; G protein-coupled peptide receptor activity. Gene Ontology annotation, cellular component: plasma membrane. The transcript is spliced from 13 exons. NCBI's taxonomy places the organism in Eukaryota, Metazoa, Chordata, Mammalia, Didelphimorphia, Didelphidae. The record is from RefSeq and is a predicted model, not a curated record. Bases 1 to 1635 code for a protein of 544 amino acids.